Messenger RNA from Phycodurus eques (leafy seadragon), 3422 nucleotides. RefSeq names its product HLF transcription factor, PAR bZIP family member b (gene hlfb). Gene Ontology annotation, molecular function: RNA polymerase II cis-regulatory region sequence-specific DNA binding; DNA-binding transcription factor activity, RNA polymerase II-specific. NCBI's taxonomy places the organism in Eukaryota, Metazoa, Chordata, Actinopteri, Syngnathiformes, Syngnathidae. Bases 89 to 928 code for a protein of 279 amino acids. Gene Ontology annotation, cellular component: nucleus. Gene Ontology annotation, biological process: regulation of transcription by RNA polymerase II. The transcript has 4 exons. The record is from RefSeq and is a predicted model, not a curated record.
ACGCUCGCCCCCGUUCGGUUCGCGAGACGCAAGCGGACACACCGAAACGCUUCGCGCUCGUCUCCGCGUUCGGUUUUGCGGGUUGCGGAUGGAAGAGAUGUCCCGAGAGCACGCCAGCGCGACUUUCGUGCCCGCCGUCGCCGCGCACGGAGUCCUCAAGUCUCUGCUGGAGAACCCGGUCCAGCUCCCCAGCAGGCACAAUGACGCGCCGGUCAAGGAUCCCGACAAAGAGAAGAAGCUGGACGAGGACUGCGGCGCCCCCCGGUCGGCCUUCCUGGGGCCCACGCUGUGGGACAAGACGCUGCCCUACGACGGCGACAACUUCCAGCUGGAGUACAUGGACCUGGAGGAGUUCCUGUCCGAGAACGGCAUCCCGUCCAGCCCCGCCCGGCACGCCGCGCCGCCGCCCUCUAUGAUGCACCUCAGCGGCCACGCUUGCGCCUCCGUUCAAGCCGCGUCGCCCGGUCGUCUGCCCAGGAACCCCGACGGGCCAGGCCUCCCGAACUUCAGAAGCACUCCGAACCCGAUUGACCCGGACACCGUCCAGGUUCCGGUGGGCUACGAGCCGGACCCGGCCGACCUGGCGCUGUCCAGCGUUCCGGGCCGGGAAACGUUCGACCCGCGCAAACGCAAGUUCACGGCCGAGGAGCUGAAACCUCAGCCCAUGAUCAAGAAGGCUCGCAAGGUCUUCAUCCCCGAGGACCGGAAGCAGGACGACAGAUACUGGGCCCGGCGCAGGAAGAACAACGUGGCGGCCAAGCGCUCGCGUGACGCCCGGCGCCUGAAGGAAAACCAGAUCGCCAUCCGGGCCGGCUUCCUGGAGAAGGAGAACCUGGCGCUCAGGCAGGAAGUGGGCGAGCUGCGCAAGGAGCUCGGACGCACCAAGAACGUCCUGGCCGAGUACGAGGCCCAACACGGACACCUGUGAGGGCCGACGCAUAACGCGCGCGCGCAAUACACGCCUACAAACACACACAUGCACACACGCACACAAGCCCACUCUGCGGUCCUAUCGGCUCAACACGCUCACAGGUGAAGCAGCGAAUGGCGCGAAGGCCCUCUCGGAAUGGCUGUUUAUGAAUAACUCGCCCUUUCGGGGGCCUCGACGUGGCCAAAAACUCACCCACUUUGGCAAACGGGUAAAUGCUGGGAACCCUACAAUCACUCACUAGCGCCCCCCUGGAGAAAUUGAAAAUAUAGCCCCUGACGCCGGUUUUACCCAUCAACACGAAACAUGGACACGUCUAUCGAAAAAGGUCUCAAGGACUCGUUCCCCAAAUGAAACGGAAAGUCAACCAUUUUGGUUUGAAGUAGCCAUUUUGCACUCAUACAUUUCACUUGGACCUUUUGAGAAAAAAAAAAAAAAAAGAAAUUCAGCCGCCGACACCAGUUUGACCAAUCAACACGAAAUUGGGUGGACAUGUCUUACGGUGACACGACGCACGAAAAAGUCUCUAGGCCCCAAAUUGAACAGGAACUUGGCCAUUUUGCAUUCAGACGCGCCACCUGAGCGCGAGACAACAAAAUCUGGAUUUGUUUGACCGAUCAAAACUAAAUUGGGUGGACAUGUAAUGCGCAAAAAAGUCUCCAGGACCUAUGCUGAAAAUUGUCAUAAAGUCAGCCAUUUUGGCCAAAUUCUUUGACUUCCUCCCUUGUCAGCGCUUGGUUCCGCCUUACGCAAGGCGAGUCAUUCGGAGUUCCCAGCAUGCACCUGUGCACGCGGCACAUGUACGUAACAUGCACGUCGCUGCCUUCUGACAUUUGCUUUUUUGUCUUUUACCAUCUUAUUUUGUACCGCAAACUGGUAUAUAUAGAUGAGUGCCGAAAAUCCCCAAGCAAGGGAGAUUUCAAUCCACAAAUCAAACGAUUCUGGAACAUUCCAGACUUUGUUUUUCAUAUUUUCAAAGCUGAGCCGCAGUGAAAAGGACAAAAUGAACCCAAAGAGCAAAUAUAUUACACACACUGUAUAUAGUACACACGCACACACACAUAUAAUACAAUAAGAAGGAGUAAAAUAAACAUUUAUAUAUACACGUUUAAUAUUUUAUUUAAAAAAUGCUUAAUUACAAUAAACACAUGAGAAGGAAUUAUUUUACUAUUAAAAUAAGAAUUUUCCAUUUUAAAAAAAAUCAUGCAACCUAACCCUUAAGGAACUAUUGUCAACAAAGCAAACAUUUUCUUUUUUACCGAAUUAUUUCAGUCGUUUUCUUGUCGACUGGAUGCCAUUUGUGAGGUUUUUUUAAUGAUUGAUAUGACAAAACCACCAACGUUUAUUCUGAAUGCGAUUAAUUAUUCGUGCAUUAUUGGCAAAUUUGUACAUUUUCUUUGUGCAUAGCUCAGUGCUGACAUGAAUGUAAACUGACAUGUAUGUGUGUGCGUGUCACACUUUGACUUUCGUACUACAGACCAAAAAACCUUUUCAGUUGAAAUGUUGCGAUACCUUUUGUUGUACAGCUGUGGAUAAUUUGUGUGUAUUUUUGGAUUUGGUUACACAACUUGAAGCACUGCAGUAUUGCAAUCAAUCAAAUGAAAAAUACAUUUGAUGACAUCACUGUUUAUUGCAGGGGAUACGUUCCAAACACACCUGCAAAAGGGGAACAUUUGCGAUAUAGAGCUAUUGAAAAAUAUAUUUCUUGACCCCCUCAAGCACUUUUGACACAUUUAAACGUAUUAUGGGGUUAGCCUAGCGCCUGUUGUCACACUCGUUGUCAAACGGGAGACUGUCAUAUAGCAUCACUUUGACAUAAUGAAAAGAAUUACUGUAGAAGUGACACACAAAACAAAAGAAUUCGACAUUGCAUGUUUAAAAACCAAAGUGUUCAACCAAACCAUAUGAUUUCAUCAAAGUUCACUAGCUUAAUGCUAACAUAGCAAAAACCGUAGACAGGCUAAUGGAAGUUAGCAUCAAUGUUACGAUGAUUCUAAACAUUCUAACAACCGCUAUUUUACACAUACAGAGCAUCAACACAUACAAUAAUACAGGCAUAUAUUCUACCUGUACUUCACUGUUAACACCAUAAUACAUUGAUUGUUUAUAAAUUGGCCACAUAGCGAAUGACGACGUUUUGCUGUAUCGACCGACCGUCCGUCCGUCCGUCCGUCCGUCCGUCAGGGCGAUACAUUACACGGGCAUUAAGCUAGCAAGUUGCUUUCUGCUGUUUGUAUUUGAAAAUACCUCAAAAGAAUCCAAAAGAAAUCAAACAAGAGCACCUGUUGUCUUUAUACGCUGAAUGAUCUUGAUAUCAAUUAUAAACUCUUUAUUGGCUAUAUUGGGCCUCUGAAUGUAAUCACUCGACAUCAAGCACUUGUUUUUUUUUUCUUUCUUUCCUUAUGGUGUAAUUUAUCUUUGUGUUCUAUCUGAUGUUUCUAUGCUCAUUUCCUUUAUUUGCCCUGAAUUUUCCCAUGCAUAUGAAUUAAAAAAA